CGCCCCAGCCUGCGUCCGCCAGUAGUCCAGUCGCUGCCCUUUUCCACGCAGGUUAGCCGUAACGGGAGGAACCGAGGAAGGAAUACCGGCUAGCUGUUCUUCCCAGCGCUCGCAGCCGCGCCAUGCUCGUCCUCCGAAGCGGCCUGACUAGAGCUCUGGCUGCGCGGACGCUCGCGCCUCAGGUUUUCUCAUCUCUUGCUACAGGCCCCAGACAAUAUGAUGGAACAUUCUAUGAAUUUCGUACUUAUUAUCUUAAGCCCUCAAAGAUCAAUGAGUUCCUGGAAAAUACUAUGAAAAACAUUCAUCUUCGGACAGCGUACUCUGAAUUGGUCGGAUACUGGAGUGUAGAAUUUGGAGGCACAAUGAAUAAAGUGUUUCAUAUUUGGAAGUAUGAUAAUUUUGGCCAUCGAGCUGAAGUUCGGAAAGCAUUGGCCCAAGAUAAGGAAUGGCAAGAACAAUACCUUAUUCCAAAUUUGGCUCUUAUUGAUAAACAGGAGAGUGAGAUUACUUACCUGGUGCCAUGGUGCAAAUUAGAAAAGCCUCCAAAAGAAGGAGUCUAUGAAUUAGCUACUUUUCAGAUGAAACCUGGUGGGCCAGCUCUGUGGGGUGACCCAUUUAAAAGGGCAGUUCAUACUCAUGUCAAUCGAGGCUACACGAAACUAGUUGGUGUGUUCCAUGCAGAAUACGGAGUACUCAACAGAGUUCAUGUUCUUUGGUGGAAUGAGAGUGCAGACAGUCGUGCAGCUGGGAGACACCAAUCUCAUGAGGAUCCCAGAGUUGUAGCAGCUGUUCGGGAAAGUGUUAACUUCCUUGAGUCUCAGCAAAAUAUGCUUCUGAUUCCUAUGUCAUUUUCACCUUUGAAAUAGUUUUUCACUGAAAGACGAAGCAUUGCAUUAACUGCUAUAAGUUUUGUCUGCUAAUGGUGCUUAAAUUCUCCCAAGAGAUUCUCAUUUUUAUUUGAAGGAGGUGGUAAGUUAAUUUGCUAUGCCCUCUGCAUUUUUAAAAGCUACUUCUGUCCAUUGUCAUCACCUUUUGAGGAAAUAGUUCUGUUCAUUUUCCCUUUGGCAUUUCAGUAUCUGUCAUACAUUAAAAAUAGCUGUCAUUCCUAUAAGAUCUUGAGUUUUCAUUUAUUUCAGAAUCUCUCUUGUUCUAUAUGUUUACAAUAGCAUUUCCUUUUAUAGCAUUUCCCUAUAUUGAAAUGAUUAUGUUACAUUUCCAUGCCUAUGAUCAUAUUUUUAAAUUAUUUAUAUAUAUUAAUAACUUUUUCAUGUCUAUUUUGCUGAAAUUUUAAAAAGUUUUGUCCAGUAAAAUUUAUUUUGUAAUACCAAAUGGGAUUCAUAAAAAUAUUAAACCUGUUUAUUAUGGAAAAGUAUAAUAUCUAUAUCAUCUCUAUUCAUUUUGGGCUUUACAUUAAUAAUUAAUUAUAUAUGUAGAAAAUAAUGUUAUUAGGUCCUCAUUAAAAUUUUUUGAAGACUCAUUGGUUUAUAUGCUGAAAAUAUCUUCAUUUACAAUUUAUUUUACUAACUCUUACUUCAUUUUGAAUCACAAUGUAACAAAGAUACUUGGGGCAUCUAUUUGUGAUAAUGAGAUAUUUAUGUUUAUGGAAAUGUUUGCCCUAAUAAAAGCCUACAGAUACA
This is a messenger RNA of Hyaena hyaena (striped hyena), 1637 nucleotides long. It is a transcript of the gene NIPSNAP3A, whose product is annotated as nipsnap homolog 3A. NCBI's taxonomy places the organism in Eukaryota, Metazoa, Chordata, Mammalia, Carnivora, Hyaenidae. Bases 123 to 866 code for a protein of 247 amino acids. The transcript has 6 exons. The record is from RefSeq and is a predicted model, not a curated record. Gene Ontology annotation, cellular component: mitochondrion.